UCAUUGAGCAAAUUACCACUGAUCCAGCAGAGGGUCUCAGGCAGACUGUGUGGUUCUGGCAGGGACUGGAGACUAGCUCUCUCUGGGGUUUAAGAAGGAUGGAAGAAACGAGGGGCAAAUGAUUGUAUACUUCAUUUCGAUGUGACAUAUGUACUCUAUUCUUAAUGGCUCAUUAUUGAUUCUUCCUUUUUGAUAUUACGCCCCUCCCCUUUUUUUCCUGUGGAGUAUCUUUUGUGUGUUUUGUUUGAGAGUGGUGGCUCAUGCUGAAAGAGGCAGAGAGCACUUCUCCCAGGAGGAUUCAUCUCACUUCCAGCCCUGAGUGACUUUUUCCUCCAGCUGCACCAAUGACUCUCAAUACACGCCUGCUACACGGAUAUGGACUGUAUUAUUUCUUGGCAUUGUUGACACUUUUGACGUCACAAGUUGAUGGGCUGCAGUGUUAUGCCUGUAACAUUGUGCAUAACCAGAGGUAUGUGGAUGUAGGCUGCUCCAGCCCUGAAGUCAUCACCUGCUCCCACUCUCACAAGGGCUUCAAGCAUCGCUUCUGCAUCAGGACAGAAAGUGUUGCAUUGGGAGUCAUGCUGACCAGUGGCUGUGCCACAGCCCGACACUGCCACACGGAGGAGCUGCCGGGAGUCAACAUCCACUGCUGCGCCUCUGAUCUGUGCAACAGUGCCACCCGCUGGAGAACAACCACACUGAUGCCUAUGUGCUCAUUGACGUUUGCUCUGUUGCUUCAAAGUGGGAUACUGUCGACGAAAUGACUUAGAACUUCAAACUCAACGGCAAAAUCACGGCAGCUACGCUUGGAUUUAAGACAUAAAGGAGUGUACCUUGAAAAUAUAAUCAUCCAAUAUCUGUGUGAACACAGUCUCUGGAGUAGCCUAUUGUGUGUGUGUGUGUUCAUGUUUAUAUUACAUUGUGUGGACCAAACAACCAGUAUAGUAAAACCUGAAAGCACCUACAUUGUGGGGACCAGCCAGCGGUCCCCAUGAUGUAAACAGCGUAUAAAUCAUACUAAGUAAUGUUUUUUGAAAAUGUUAAAAUGCAGAAUGUUUGUUUGAGUGUGUGUGUGUGUGCGAUACAUCUCAAAAUCAGUGGGCCGUGAAAAUGACGCUGACCUUUUCUCGUUUAUUUAUUUAUUUUAUUUUAUUUUCAAUGUGAAUUUUGGACGUAUGACGUCCGUUCUCCUCACGUUCCCACAGGUUUUGUCAUCACAUUGACUUUGAACAUGAUGCACUAACGUUUGACAAUCAAGAAAGUGCUGAUAAACGUAUUGUCUUAAUUUUGAAUAUUUAUAUAAGACAUCUAUUGCACUGAAAAUUAUUUUUGUUUAAAGAUGUAAAUAGCAUUCCAUAAGCAAAUACAUGUCUUACCUUGAUCACAUAUUAAGUGCAUUGUCUUGAUUUUCAUCAUGUCCGUAAACAGAAAAGAAGGCCUGGCUAAUAGCCUAUGCAUAUUAUGCUGUAUGACAGUGCUGUAUAAUUGCUGAACCAUAUGAAUUCUUGGCUGAGAGAAGUGAUCUCUAAUUUAUCUCUAAAGGAUGUCUUAAGAGGGCUCAGAUCUACAGAAGAUGGCAGUGUUUCACAAUCUCUUGACACAGGCUUAAAUGUUCAACCUGACAAAAUUUGACACUGAAGAUUUGUUGUGGUGCGUUUCACAAUCUCAGUCCACUGUAUUCAUCGUAAUUAGAGUCAUGAAACAUGCCUGACUAGAGCAAUAUUUUACUGGGAUUCAUUCUUUGCUAGAAAUUGUUUGAAACAUAUGCACUGUGAUUCAUCACAUUGGUCCUUUGAAGGCGACAGAUUCUGAGAACAGUUUAAGAGCAAUAGUCUUUCUUAUGGUGAAAGCUCUUAUGAAAAUAAACGGAAAG
Messenger RNA from Pimephales promelas (fathead minnow), 1873 nucleotides. RefSeq lists its product as uncharacterized. The record is from RefSeq and is a predicted model, not a curated record. Lineage: Eukaryota; Metazoa; Chordata; Actinopteri; Cypriniformes; Leuciscidae.